This is a messenger RNA of Necator americanus (New World hookworm), 627 nucleotides long. RefSeq lists its product as uncharacterized. The transcript has 5 exons. Lineage: Eukaryota; Metazoa; Nematoda; Chromadorea; Rhabditida; Ancylostomatidae. Bases 1 to 627 code for a protein of 208 amino acids. The record is from RefSeq and is a predicted model, not a curated record.
AUGCUCCGUAAUGCCGUAGGUAUACGCGUAGUAUGUGUAACCACACGCAGUAUAACAUUUCCCACGCGUAGGCGAGUACAAUACCACUUCACUUCUUUUACAGUACGCAUGACAUCUGUUCGCAAGGUUUCUGAGCUCAAGCUCGACAUCGAGAAGGCGGUUAAGCGUGAGGGGACAUUUGACGUUGUCAGAAAACAAGCUUUUGCUAUUGUCAAUUCCGAUGGGUUCCUUGAUGAGCUGCAGAAGAGGGUUGCUGUUGAUAUCCGUAAUAUGGUACGAUGCAAUCCAGAGCGUUUAUCUAAAGAUGAUCUGAGAAGUAUGAUCAGACAUCACCUACGAACUAAAUAUGUCCCUGAAAUAGCCGAGAAAGUAAACUCCUCAGUAGACAGAGAGUGGUUGAAGUCACAGUUAGCAAACAACGUCAAGGAUAAGGUCGAUAAGGCACUCAUGGUCCAAUCCGUUAUGGAGGGAAAAGUUCCCGUAGAGGCCUUUGAUUUUGGACAAUUUGUCAGCUCAGCGACUUCCAGUCGCGAUUCUAGUAGCGAUGACUUUGUAGAGAACUCUUGUUCGGAUAUGUCCGUCUCUGAUAUGGCUUCUGAAGCCUCGUUUGUUGAUGUCAUGAACUAG